AUGGAAUCAAGUCGAAGCUCAAGCCCUGCAAAACUAACUGAUACCUUUCUGACUCAGUUUCAAAGAUUGAAGAUAUCGAAAGAUAACGAUAUCACUGGAGCUAACCUUGAUACAAUAAAUGCCCUGUAUUCUGAUCUGAAUAGCUGUGUAAUGAGCUUAGACCAAAAGGUUGGGGGAGUUCUGAAAAAGCAUGAACUAGAGUUUCUAAAUGAGUAUAAAGAGAGAAUGUACAGAAUCCAAAAAGAAAUGAGAAUCCUUAAGGAAAAAGCGAAUGAAGCUGAAUCUCAAAGGAGAAAAGUUGAAAAAAUUCAAUCAUUGGAAAAAGAAAGAGAUAUGCUAAGAGAAAAGGCUGAGAAAUUGGACAGAUUAUGCAAAGAACAAAAAGAAAGUGUGGAUACUUGAAAAAAUAAAGCUGAAGAGAUGGAAGAUGACAGAAGAUUUUUGGAAGAGCAAAUAAUUGCAGCAAGAAAACAAAAUCAGCAUUUGCAAGAGCAACUUAAACUUGUUGAAGAGCAUAAUCAUGUAAACUCGCUUGCACCUGAUCCAUCAUUAGAAGAAAAUAAUACAGGCCAAACAACAGAAAGCGUUGAAAACCAAAUCUGAGUAUCCAGUGAACAAAGUGAAUUCGGAAAAUCUGCAAUUUCAAGUUUAGCCCUUAAAAAGAGCCAGUUACAGCUGAAUCAAACUUCACUAUCUCCAAGCAAGCAGGCUGACUAUUUCCAGCAAGUGCAAACAAGAUUUAAGCAAAUAGUAUCCCAUCUCCAAAAUCAACUAGAAGUUGAAAGAAAAACGUUAAAAAACUUAAGAGGUGCAAAAACGAAUUUUAUUUUAGAAAAAGGUGAGCUUGAAGACAUAUUUUUGCAGUGUGUUGAAGACGGGAAAAAAGAAAUUUUGGCUAGAAAAUUAAAAGCGUCAAGAUAUCAGCCAAAAAAUAAAAAAAAAUCAACUUUGGAUAGAGAAAGAGAUAUUACGCUGGAUGAAUUCAAAGAUAUUGAUAAGCGAAAAGUUAUGGAGCUUUUUUUAAGCAGUGAGAAAGUAAGAAAGUUUUUAUACGAUAAGAUGUUUUCACAAGAAGGGGAGUUUCCAAGCCAAGCAACCCCUGCUACUAAAAGUAUACAAUCCAGCUUAAGUGGGCCUUUACCUAAAAAGCCAUCAACAACGCAUGGACUUCACGGCCAUGUGUUUAGCAUGCCUUAUUUUGAUGAUGAUAAGCUGCAUAGGCCAAGCACCGCACCUUUAAGAUUUCAAUCUCAUCAUGCACAAUUAAAAAAAUAA
This is a messenger RNA of Blepharisma stoltei, 1275 nucleotides long. Lineage: Eukaryota; Ciliophora; Heterotrichea; Heterotrichida; Blepharismidae. The record is from the annotation of a GenBank genome assembly.